This is a messenger RNA of Plasmodium coatneyi, 1664 nucleotides long. Its product is annotated as WD domain G-beta repeat domain containing protein. The record is from RefSeq and is a predicted model, not a curated record. Gene Ontology annotation, biological process: ribosomal large subunit assembly. Gene Ontology annotation, cellular component: nucleolus. Lineage: Eukaryota; Apicomplexa; Aconoidasida; Haemosporida; Plasmodiidae. The transcript is spliced from 2 exons. Gene Ontology annotation, molecular function: protein binding. The coding region runs from base 6 to 1664 and encodes 552 amino acids.
ACUCGAUGAAGAAUGACAAAAGUGGACAACAUGCCGGGGACACGAAGACAUUCAACACGUGCUUCGAUAACGUAGAUUUAAACUGGGCCUCUUUAAGAAACAAAAGGUUGAACGAUGGGCCAGGUUUCUCCUUCUUCUAUGAGUACGCGCAUGACCGGUCGAUAUUGUCUCUUUCGUUGGACGAGAGUGGCACCCACAUGGCCACGGGCAGUGCAGACCACUCCAUCCGCAUACACAACCUGAAAAACCUGUCCACCACGAAAGAACUAUACCAUAAAAAGUGCGGACAUUACGAUUGGGUGAAUGAGGUGUUCUUUACCAAAAGAAAUGAAGUACUUUCGGGGGGUCUCGAUGGAAAGAUAUGUCUGUGGAAUACGAGCUACUCAUGCAAACCUCCAAAAGUGAAUAAAAUUAUGAACAAUUCAGAAUAUGUUGAACAGGAAAAAAAAGUCCGCAAAGUUAAUUUUAAAGCUUCUACCAAUGUAACGACAUGCAAAGAAAUGUAUGCACACCACUCCACCAUUAGUGACAUGAAGUUUGAUAAAAAAAACGAAAAAUGUAUAACGAGCAGUUACGAUAAAACGUUAAAACUUUUCGAUAUCAAGAAGUUUCAACAGCUAGCCAUUUAUGAAGGAAGCCACACACAUCCCAUAACGAAAUUUUUAUGGUUAAAGGAUAAAAUAAUAUCCGCAGAUAAAAGCGGAAGUGUGUGCGUCUUCGAUGUGGGAAGUUGUCAGGAAAUUCUCCAGGCGAAAAAUACACACACUGGAAAUGUAGGCGCUUUGAGUUAUUUUUAUCUGUACAGAAAUGGUGACUCUAAUUUUGUGAACAAACCUCAGGAUGGUAAAAAAAAGGGAAAUGGCGCAGAAUUGGAAACAGCCAUUUUAACGGGUGAAGAUCAUUUGAAGCAGAACAGCCGUAUGAAGCAAUCCACCAAGAAAGAUGCCACUCAAGUCACAAAAGCGGUUAAUGUAGUCGAAAAAAAUAAUGACCACUUAAACGUAAAUAAUGAUAAAAUCCCUUUAAUAAUAACAGGAGGACAAAACGAUGGAAUAAUAAAAAUUAGAGACUUUCGAAUUUUUCACAAAUACAUUAGCUGCAAAAAGUUGCACACAGCUAGCAUUAAUUCUAUCGUAACGUAUAAUGUUAACAAUAGGACGUAUAUCAUUACCUGUUCCGCUGAUGGGUACUGCUACCAAUUCGAGAUCCAAAGCAUUUGCUCUUCAAAUAUGAACAAUUAUUUGAAGAAAAUUGCCGUUAAGGAACCUAUUCUUUGUGCGAGGUACAUUGGGAACCACCUCCUCUUGGUUGGCUCAGCUUUUGGAAAUUUAUUCCUCCUAAAUUUUGCUGACGGUUCAGAGAGUCACUUAACUUUGGGACAAAAAAAAAAUUUGGCUGCUGUUACGGAGGGGCCUCACGGGUUAAGUGCCCUAGAUGGAAGGGACAAUGGGCAAGUCGCGUUGACAUCAGAGGGCGCCAACCCGAGCAAGGACAUCUUGUGGGCCUUUGGCGCCUGCAGGAAGGGCGGCAUUAACUGCAUAGAAUGCAUUUUUGUAUACGACGAAAAAAAGGCGUGUGCAAAUGAAUUCGAAAUUUGCAGCAUCGUGACGGGGGGAGACGACGGGUUGCCUUGCUUGCUGUCCAUCCCCAAUUCGUACGUUUAG